Molecule: messenger RNA, 1425 nt
Organism: Fusarium pseudograminearum CS3096
Lineage: Eukaryota; Fungi; Ascomycota; Sordariomycetes; Hypocreales; Nectriaceae
Exons: 4
Coding region: 1-1425 (474 amino acids)
Source: RefSeq, a predicted model, not a curated record
AUGAAUCCAUCCGGCAAUACCGAACAACCUCAGGCCUCCCGGCUUGGGGACAAUCUCGUCAGGCUGGAAGAUUAUGGAUUGCACCAACCCUCAGCUCAUCAGAAGCUCACACCUUUGGAUAUGAACCUACCCAGGCUCUAUGGAGCACGCUGGAUCCUUUGCUUCCCUUUACUACCAGGGUCCGACAAGUUGCAAGUGUACGACAAGCUUAAGCAAGGACUAGCACACACUGUUGUGUCUAUUCCAUGGAUCACUGGCACAAUCGGUCCAGAGGAAGGUCGUGAUCCUGAUGAUGGAAGGAUCCAGAUUCUCGAAUCGCCGGGCCCUAUAUCGUUUCCCUAUAAAGAUCUCACUGGAAUCGUACCCUCGUAUACAGAGCUGAAAGAACAAAACUUCCCGCUCUCUGCUCUUUCCACGGCACAGCUUGGUCCUAUAGACGCUAUGCCACAAGGCCCUGAGCAACCUGUAUUUGUGGCCCAGGCGAACUUUGUGGAAGGUGGGCUCCUACUAGCAGUGGGUGUUCACCACUCGGCUUGCGACGCCUCUGCUUUGGAUGCCAUCGUCAGCACUUGGGCUCACAACACUGCUGCUGUCAGCGAUGGCACCAAGUCGUUUGCACCAUUCGAUGACCAGUCGAACGAUCGUUCUUCUCUUAUGAAAGGCCAUCUUGACACCGAGUCCGGCGACUCUUGUGGUUACAUGCUCAUGCCUACUCCUCCGCAGAGCAACCAGGCAAUGCCUGCGUUUGUGAUGCCCCCCCUCUCGUCUCGUCUUUUCCAUUUCUCGUCGGAAUCACUCAAGAAUCUCAAAGAAGCUGCAGAGGCAUUCUCUACCCACGACGCCUUGCUUGCUUUUAUCUGGCACCAUAUGACUUUGGCCCGGGUAAAGUCUGGCGUUUUCACCAACCCUCCUGGCGACGCGGACGUGUCGGCACUGUGUGUCGCCGUUAACGUUCGUAACCGUAUCAGCCCUCCGUUACCACCAUCCUAUCUCGGAAAUGCAUCAAUGCCUUGUGUGACUGACAAGCUUCCGGUAUCGGCUAUCAUAUCGGGUACUAGUCUCCCGCGAGUUGCGGCAACCAUCCGAAGGUCGUUGGCGGCGUUUACUAAUCCCAGUCGUGUGUCUGCAACUAUUGGGCUCUUGGACUCUCGGACCAAUCCCACGGAUUACAAACUCGCUUUCAAUGCCUUCCUUGGCCCCGAUACUGUUGAGUCAUCCUGGACUGACCUUGAAGUCUAUGGCAAUACCUGGGGCGCGAUGGGGAUGUUGGAUGCGUUUAGGGUUCCAGGUGAAGGUUCAGAUGGAGUGAUUACAAUACUGCCCAGACUGAAGGAUGAGAGCCUGGAAGUUGUUGUCGGAUUGAAGACGGAGGCCAUGGAGAAGUUGCUCGCCGAGGAGAGCUUCGUUCGGGCUGCCGACCUCUAG